Messenger RNA from Peromyscus maniculatus bairdii (prairie deer mouse), 2109 nucleotides. RefSeq names its product HCK proto-oncogene, Src family tyrosine kinase (gene Hck). The record is from RefSeq and is a predicted model, not a curated record. Gene Ontology annotation, molecular function: ATP binding; protein binding; protein tyrosine kinase activity. Gene Ontology annotation, biological process: protein phosphorylation. Lineage: Eukaryota; Metazoa; Chordata; Mammalia; Rodentia; Cricetidae.
AUCGCCCAGGGCGCGGCUAAGGCUCCCAGAUGGCCAGUGAGCGCCAUAGGGUCUCGGCUUCCAGCCUGUGCUCACCUCGGUGGCUCUCAGACGGGUGGGAGGGAAGCAGAGUCGUCGGAACGAGCGGCUCCGAGCCCCUCGGAGAGCCGUCGCAGCCUCCGCAGUCCUCAAGACUUCGUCGUUUGCUCCAGGCUUGCGAUUCCAGGGCCGCCAGGGACCGCGGAGCUGGGGGGUCGUUCGAGCUGCGAGGAUCCGGGCUGCCCGCGAGGCGAGGGGCGGGCGCCCAGGAUGGGAUGCAUGAAGUCCAAGUUCCUUCGAGAUGGAAGCAAGGUCUCGAAAACAGAACCGAGUGGCAAUCAGAAGGGUCCUGUGAAUGUGCCAGAUCCCACGCCUUCCAGCAAGCUGGGGCCAAGCAACAACAACAGCAUGCCCCCAGGGUUUGUGGAGGGCUCUGAGGACAUCGUUGUGGUUGCACUUUAUGACUACGAGGCCAUUCACCGUGAAGACCUCAGCUUCCAGAAGGGAGACCAGAUGGUGGUCCUGGAGGAGUCUGGGGAGUGGUGGAGGGCACGAUCCUUGGCUACCCGUAAAGAAGGCUACAUCCCAAGCAACUAUGUGGCUCGUGUUAACUCUUUAGAGACGGAGGAGUGGUUCUUCAAGGGUAUCAGCCGGAAGGAUGCAGAGCGCCACCUCCUGGCUCCCGGCAAUGUGCUAGGCUCCUUCAUGAUCAGGGACAGUGAGACCACCAAAGGGAGCUACUCGUUGUCUGUUCGAGACUACGACCCCCAGCACGGGGACACGGUGAAGCAUUAUAAGAUCCGGACACUGGACAGUGGAGGCUUCUACAUCUCUCCGAGGAGCACCUUCAGCAGCCUACAGGAACUUGUGGUCCACUACAAGAAGGGCAAGGAUGGGCUCUGCCAGAAGCUGUCAGUGCCAUGUGUGUCUCCCAAACCCCAGAAGCCAUGGGAGAAAGAUGCCUGGGAGAUUCCUCGAGAAUCCCUCCAGAUGGAGAAGAAACUUGGAGCCGGGCAGUUUGGAGAAGUGUGGAUGGCCACCUACAACAAGCACACCAAAGUGGCAGUGAAGACCAUGAAGCCAGGGAGCAUGUCUGUGGAGGCCUUCCUGGCAGAGGCCAACCUCAUGAAGACGCUGCAGCAUGAUAAGCUGGUGAAGCUGCAUGCUGUGGUCACUCAGGAGCCCAUCUUUAUUGUCACGGAGUUCAUGGCCAAAGGAAGCCUGCUGGAGUUUCUGAAGAGCGCAGAAGGUAGCAAGCAGCCAUUGCCAAAACUCAUUGACUUCUCAGCCCAGAUUUCAGAGGGCAUGGCCUUCAUUGAGCAGAGGAACUACAUCCACCGAGACCUCCGGGCUGCCAACAUCUUGGUCUCUGCAUCACUGGUGUGUAAGAUUGCUGACUUCGGCCUGGCACGGGUCAUCGAAGACAAUGAGUACACAGCUCGGGAAGGAGCCAAGUUCCCCAUCAAGUGGACAGCUCCUGAAGCCAUCAACUUCGGUUCCUUCACCAUCAAGUCAGAUGUCUGGUCCUUCGGUAUCCUACUGAUGGAAAUUGUCACCUACGGCCGGAUCCCUUACCCAGGCAUGUCAAACCCAGAGGUGAUCCGCGCAUUGGAGCAUGGGUACCGGAUGCCUCGACCGGAGCACUGCCCAGAAGAGCUCUAUAGUAUCAUGACCCGAUGCUGGAAGAACCGACCAGAGGAACGGCCCACCUUCGAAUACAUCCAAAGUGUGCUGGAUGACUUCUACACAGCCACUGAGAGCCAGUAUCAGCAGCAGCCUUGAUGGGCAGGACAUGAGCAGAGCCACGCCCCAGGAGUGCCUGUGGCAUGCUUAACCUUCUGGGCUCACUCCCAGACACCAACCCCCACUUUACACACUCCAGCCACAGAUUCUUCAGUUGUCGAGUGGGUGGGGUGGACUUCACAGUCCUUUUUUGACUCUAGUCAUCUGCAAUCUGCCGUUCUCAGGGACCCCAAGUUGGUAUUUCUUAUUUGCCUGAGAUGAUUGAAUUCAAGCUAUAGCUGUGGUUUAAGUGGGAAGCUUAAAAAUAGUAUUUAAAUAAAGAUGUGAAUGUCAAAGGCUUUUCCCAAA